This is a messenger RNA of Physcomitrium patens, 2018 nucleotides long. RefSeq lists its product as uncharacterized. NCBI's taxonomy places the organism in Eukaryota, Viridiplantae, Streptophyta, Bryopsida, Funariales, Funariaceae. Gene Ontology annotation, biological process: regulation of alternative mRNA splicing, via spliceosome. The record is from RefSeq and is a predicted model, not a curated record.
GCUUUCUCGAUUGUCUUAGGUCGCGCGGAUUUCAGCUCCGCAAAUUCUCGAGGCUGCGUUUCGGAUUCGAGGUUUUGUUGGUGAUGGUGAAUGUCAUGAUUUGUACCCUGCGGAAGGUUUUCUGUCAAGGCUAUGGCAAUUUUUGAUUUCGCCAUGGAACUUGUUGUACUCAGCGAAGCAGUUUGGAAGCCGUGAGACGUUCCGUGGAGGCUGUUCGGAUUUUGGAUUGCAAGCGUGUUCCCGGUUACUGGUUUGCUGUUAAGCGGAUUGUGGGUGUUGCUGUCUAGGAAUUUAGAGGGACAUCAUCGGCGUUUGGGCGUCAUGCAAGGGGGAAAGAAGCAGUAUGGUUUGCAGCUGCAAAUCAAAGGGCCUCCGAAGAAGUUGACUGCUAGAUCUGCGCCUGCUCCUGCUUUCCGUUUCAUCGACGGAGAUGACGAAGACGGUGUUGAAAGCGAUAUUGCCCGCCAGGCGAAUAAAAAACGAAGUGUUCGAGAGGUCGAGCAGCAGUACCAAAAGGCCUUGGAAGAGGACCCUACGGCAUUCGAUUAUGAUGGGGUUUAUGAGGAGAUGAAGGGUAACCAAGUUCGCUCCAUUCAUGAGGAUCGUGCAAAACGUGAGCCCAAGUACAUUGGAAAGCUACUUCAGAAAGCGAAAGAGAGAUCUAGAGAACAAGACAUAGUUUAUGAACGUCAACUCGCCAAGGAGAGAGAAAAAGAAGAUCACUUGUAUGGGGACAAGGAGAAGUUUGUUACUGGAGCAUACAAGAGGAAGCUCCAGGAACAAGCUAAAUGGUUGGAAGAAGAACGUCGCAGAGAGCUGGAAGAACAGAAGCACGAGGUGACGAACAAGAGUGAUAUGAGUGAUUUCUAUCGCAAUCUGCUUAAGAGCAACGUUGCAUUUGGCGCAAACAAUACUCCCAAACCAGCUCAGAAGGACGCAGAGCUCCCUGGGCCACCAUCACAGGUGGAGGAUGAGACCAAGCCGUCUACGAGCACUGCUCCUGAUGUUGACCUUGAUUCUGGUUUAAAGAGGGAAGAAAGGCGAGAACAGUCACGGGACAAAGAGGAUAAAAACUAUGGGCGCAGAGGUUCUGAAAUUAGGGACAGGAAUGAAUCUAUGUCUCCAUCAGCAAAUCGAUCACGAAGUAGGGAUCGUGUUGAUAGGAAUAUCGACAAGGAUGAUCUAAGGCCAAGCCACAAGGAGAAAUCCGUAGUGGAUACAGCACAAGAUGAAGAAAUUGGUGCUACGAAGGAAACUAAAAUUAGUGAAUCUAAGGAUGUGAAAAAACCUGCCGUAGAUCCAGUAGCUGCAGCUAAAGAGCGAUACUUGGCUCGAAAGCGGCAACGCGGUCUGUAAUUUCAGGAACCACAAACAAUUCUUUGAUCAAAAUCUCUGCCAGUCCUAAUCCUGGUAUGGUUGACCGAACUGCCCCAUCACAGUACUGCAACCGUAACCUUUCACCGAGCGGCACCAUCCUAAAAUACGCUACACCGUGAGUUGUAAGUACCCCUUCAAGUACAAUUUUUCUACUGUGAACAAUGGUUUUGAAAAUCUGUUGACAUCCCGUCGGCAGAGGGUUUUGUCAGGCUUCAGGAUUAGAAACUCGUUAUCAAGGGGUUUCUAGCCGCUGCUGAAUCCCGGCUGAACUGAACAGAAAUAACGGCUGUUCGGAAAAUCAAGCAUGGAGGGAGGGUAGAGACCCCGUUGCAUGCAGAGGAGUUAGUGCCUUCUAAUACCUUUUAGCCAUUAGUACUAGUCGAAUAUGCAGGUAAUUGCAUAUGACCACAUGUGUUGAACAGUGUGGUGAAAAUCCUGUAUUUGUGUGAUGACUUUCUAACUCAUUUCAAGAAUUAGGAUGAUGUAGUUGCAUUCGAGUCUCCGCAAUGUCCCUCUCCUCUUGUCACAUGCCGCUGUGUGAGGAAAUCUAUGUAACAGUAAUUCAGGGUUACACAAAAUUUGAAAAGAUCCUGUAAUGAAAGUUUUUUGAGAAUGGAAUCACUUCCAAAAAUUGCAAGGUA